Molecule: messenger RNA, 736 nt
Organism: Cyphomyrmex costatus
Lineage: Eukaryota; Metazoa; Arthropoda; Insecta; Hymenoptera; Formicidae
Gene: mRpS11
Product: mitochondrial ribosomal protein S11
Exons: 4
Coding region: 95-736 (213 amino acids)
Biological process (GO): translation
Cellular component (GO): ribosome
Molecular function (GO): structural constituent of ribosome
Source: RefSeq, a predicted model, not a curated record
UGCAGCUGUGUCUAUUUAUCUUCUUGUGCUCUGAUACUAUUCCUUGGUUCCUCUUGAAUAAAACGUUGAAAAAUCGCCUGGCUAAUUAAUCGAAAUGAUUAAAUCCAUGCUAAGGCUGACGAAAUUUCCUAGAUUACAGAAAAGCGUAUUAAUCGAUGAUCAAGUAACCUCGGCAUUUGCGCGUUUGAGUAUCAUAACCUCAAGGAAUAUUUAUACCACUCAUUUAUGCAGCAAAGAAAUUCGAUUAAAAAAUGAAAAAGUAAAAGUCGGUAAUUCAAAAUAUGGAUUGGUCGAAGGAGAAACUAUUCCCGAAAUGGCCAAUCUUGAUCAACAGGAACAUCUAUUUCCUGAUGCAGAUACACCGAAUCGACUGUUUAAUGGUGUACCAUAUAAAGAAUUACAUAUUGUUAAUAUAAAAUCAACUCCUAACAAUACAAUUAUGACUUUUACAAAUUUUAAGGGUAAAGUAUUAUUGUUGCAUUCAGCAGGUACAGAAGGUUUUAAGAAUGCUAAGAAAGGAACAAAUCUUGCUGCUCAACAAGCAGCUAUAACGUUGGGUAACCGUGUUCUUGAAUAUGGUGUUAAUACAUUGAGGAUACGAGUACAAGGUAUUGGAGCUGGUAGAAUGUCUUCCAUAAAAGGUUUUCAAAUGGUGGGGUUAAACAUUGUAUCAAUUACUGAUGAUACCAGAGUAAGUUAUAAUCCACCAAGACCACGAAAACAGAGAAGAGUAUAA